AGCCGCCGGUGCCCCCGGGAGUCCCCGGGAGACUCCAGAGCCAGUGCUGUCAAAACUUUGUGCUGGAUGAGACGUUAACUUGCGUGCCACCAGAAUGGUUUGUUUUGCCCCAGUAKUGGGGCUUCCGUGUUGCUGGUGAUGGGUGAGCCUGGAAAACUGCGGCUUGAGUUGCAUGUCCUGGGCUCCUUUAUAACCUGCUGUCUUGGAGACAAGAGCUUCAGGCUGGGCAGGAGUCCCUGUUAGUAACUCAAGAAGAAUGGAAGGUGUGGAGUUUAAGGAAGAAUGGCAAGAUGAAGAUUUUCCAAGGCCCCUGCCAGAGGAUGAUCCUGUUGACUCAGAUGUUUUGGCUGAGGCUGGAAGAGAAGGUGAAACUGAAGCAAAUGGGAACAAAGUGAGGAAGAAACUAGUGGCACCUGAUAUUAGCUUAACUUUGGACCGCAGUGAGGAAUCUGUGUUGUCUGAUGAUUUGGAUGAGAGUGGAGAGAUUGAUUUGGAUGACUUGGACACUCCCUCAGAGAACAGUAAUGAAUUUGAAUGGGAAGAUGAUCUUCCAAAGCCAAAAACUACUGAUGUAAUUAGAAAAGGAUCACUUACGGAAUACACUGCGGCGGAGGAGAAAGAUGAUGGUCGACGCUGGCGUAUGUUUAGGAUUGGAGAACAGGACCAUAGGGUGGACAUGAAGGCGAUUGAACCGUAUAAAAAAGUUAUCAGUCACGGUGGUUAUUACGGUGAUGGGCUAAAUGCCAUUGUUGUGUUUGCGGUUUGCUUUAUGCCAGAAAGCAGCCAGCCUAACUACAGAUAUCUAAUGGACAAUCUAUUUAAGUAUGUAAUUGGCACUUUAGAGCUAUUAGUAGCAGAGAACUAUAUGAUAGUUUACUUGAAUGGUGCAACAACACGGAGAAAAAUGCCAAGUUUAGGCUGGCUCAGGAAAUGUUACCAGCAAAUUGACAGAAGAUUAAGGAAAAAUCUGAAAUCAUUAAUAAUAGUACAUCCUUCUUGGUUUAUCAGAACACUUCUGGCCAUCACUAAACCUUUUAUUAGCUCAAAAUUCAGCCAAAAAAUUAAAUAUGUCUUUACGUUGGCAGAACUUGCUGAACUCGUCCCCAUGGAAUAUGUUGGCAUCCCAGAGUGCAUAAAACACAGAAUUGACCAAGAGCUGAAUGGAAAACGAACAGAGAAAUGAACAGUAAGUUUGGAAUCCAAACAGGACAGAAGAAUAUGCAGAUGGAAUGAUUCCAUUUUUCUCCAUUUAUGAUGCAUUCAUUAGUGUGUGUAUGUAUAUAUUAUAUAACCUGUUACAAAAGGUGCUUAACUUUGGAUUAGCACACAAUGGAGUGUUCACUGCUGUAAUGGUUUAUGUCUUGUCUUUAAUAGCUACCUUUAUAUGUAAUCAUUUUAUACUGCUAAAUGUCAAAGAACCCUGUGUUUUUAGAGGACAUUCUUGCAAUUGUUUAUCUAAAUGAUGCAUGUUCUUCAGUAAAAUAUUUAUAUACCUAAAUGUUAAAGGAAAGAGAUAAUAUAUAUUUUUAUGACUCUUAACAAAAUGUGUACCUGCAAGCGGAAUUCAUUUGUAGGUAGAUAAGGCCAUAUAUGACGGUUGUCAUUAUUGUACAAAAUACAUGAUAUAUUUUGCUGUAAAUGGUCAAAUGCAUUUCCCGGUGGUUGUAUAAACCUUGUCUUUUUUGGAUGUUAACAGUCCGUCAUGUAGUCCGUAGCAGGUGUAGAGGCUUGGUGGUGUUCACAUUUCUAAUACAAGCACAACUCAUGUACUUUGCUAGAGCGAGCUUGAACUUGGGUGCCUUUUUAGUCCAUUUCUCACAAGACAGAACUGUAGUUAUCUGAAUUUCAGUCUGUUGGCCAUAGGGAUUUUUGACUAAAGUGUAUUGGGAACUGAACCGUUCAGAUCACUAAUAGGAUAUGACAACUUUUGCUAUUUUAAGCAGCAAAUGUAGAUUCUGCCUCCUUAAAUUAAGGCUAUUGCUGGUUCAGCGGUGAGUAUGAAAUGAGCUCUGUCCAGUUCUUUCUGGAUGACUAUCAGUUGUGACCAACAGAAACUCUGGUUGUUUUCUGCAGAGCUUGGAAGCUGCAUAGAUACAAUUUUAACCAUAAUAUCAAUUGUCUGCACAGGUGAAAUUUAGUUAUUUUGCAGAGGUAUAGGACAUCUUUAACUGCCUGUGUCAUCUUUGUGGAUGUCGCAUCCAUUUCUAAAACUAUCAGUUCGGCACCUUUUACUGGCACUAACUUCACUUUAAAAAAUAAAAAAGUGAUUUGCAGAGGAGGUUCUGAUAAUAGCUGUAAACAUGUACACAUCUGUCUUUAAGAGGUGUUCUUGGAUGCAUCAACCAGUGUUUAUAGGUUUAUCAGGGCAACAGAAUUAUGCACUGUUUAUAGAAGGUUGAAAAAUCUAUUUGAUAAUCAUUGCUAUUUCUGUGUAAGAGCUGGUGUAUGCACAUGAAUCCAUUUAGGAGCUGAACAAUUUAAUAUUGAAGCAAAUGUAUUAAAUAUCUUAAUUUUUAUUGUGCUUACAAUUUUGUCUUAGUAUCAAAAGUAUGUCCAUUAGUUUAAAUGUUACCAUAUGUAGAUUUUUUUUAUAAAGAAAAAGGUGGCAUUUGACAGGAUUACUACCUGGUACUGAUAUGUAGAAGUCAAGAGCCAGUUCCAUGAGCAGAAUUUAUUGCUGAUUGCUUAAUCUUCAAUCUCUAAUGAUACACAUAUGGUUACUGUAAGAGCAGAUACUCAUGUCAGAUGAAGUCAAAUUCCCCAUAUUUUAAUUUCAGAUCUACCAAUCAGAGAUUUUAAUCUCAGGACAUGAGUAGUUUUGUUACAUUAGUUUGUAUAUCACGCUUUCAAAGAGCUAAAUGUGCAAGAUAUUCUUCAACAGCCAAUGUUAAUUUGAAGUUGCUUUGUAUCCCUUUCAUAACAAUGAAAGCUUUCCUGCUCUGAAAGCUGAACAGAAGUGAACAGUUUCUGUUAAGGGCUGUCUUAUUUCCCCAUUCAUAUCUGAAAUUGACCUAAAUUGAUGUAAAUUAUUGUCAGUAAACUGGACACUUUGACAGCCUGUUUACUUUGAUUCCAGUACUGCCAGCAUGUAGUGUGUAUGAACAGGCAUGACUGACAAUCUUGCUCAUUUUA
Messenger RNA from Nothoprocta perdicaria, 3132 nucleotides. It is a transcript of the gene BNIP2, whose product is annotated as BCL2 interacting protein 2. The transcript is spliced from 11 exons. NCBI's taxonomy places the organism in Eukaryota, Metazoa, Chordata, Aves, Tinamiformes, Tinamidae. The record is from RefSeq and is a predicted model, not a curated record. Gene Ontology annotation, biological process: apoptotic process. Gene Ontology annotation, cellular component: cytoplasm. Bases 257 to 1183 code for a protein of 308 amino acids.